CGCGUACCGGCCGGUCGUGUGUAGUACGGCAUCUGUUUUCUUAAACACGAAAUAGUCCGGAACAUUUGCGGGAUUAAGUGAAUUUUGAUUUAUAUGCUGGAUUAUAUUGAAUUUAUUUUUAUUUGGUGGAAUUUUGUUUCAGAUUUUGCUAGAUUGAUGUUCAAGAACUUCUAAUUGUUGGAAAUCUUUCUGGAGUAUGGAAUAGAAGAGGACAACAAUUAUUUUUUGCAAUAUGUCAUCGGCAAUCUGUCAAAACUUUGUCCAAAACGCCUGGAAAAAGGAAUUGUGUUCCAAUUGUUUCAAAUCCAAAGACGAACAUGCCCCGCCUCCCAAGCCAAAAUCAGUCCAAUUAGUUUCCAAUAGGAAUGUAUCAGGAAUCAUUAGGGAUCCAAAAAAACGCAAACCUAAACUCAAUGUUGAGUUUACUAAGGAACUAGCACAAUUUAUUGGUUACGGAGGUGAAGAUUGGCUUUCAGACGAGGAAACUGAUGAAGAGCCUACAUAUGAUGAGUCUGAUCAAUCUAUUAAUGAUGAUGAUCUUCUAACUGAUUCUGAUGAAGAUGACCAGAUUAAAGAAAUUAGAAGAUUGACUAAAAAAAAUACAAACUUCAAUACGGUAUCUUUAGGUGAAAUGAUUGAAGAAAAAAAGUCUUAUGCUCAUUUACUAUUGGGCAAACCUUUGGUAAACAAUGAAGGUAAAAAACUGGUCGUAUCAGUAACACCUUUUGGUGAAGAUAACACGCCAAGAAAAUAUUCAACUAAAACUUAUACAAGCACUUUGGUUACUAACGGCAAAGAAGUCAAAAUCGAAGACAAAUCUAAUGAAGAAAAAUCUUUGCUGGACGAAAUCUCAGAAACUCUAGAAAAAAGCAACAAUUCAAUAUUAGGCAGACGAAAAACGCCUUUGAGAGAAAUCGAAUCAAAUAAUAAAGAAAAUAUAAUUAUUCAAAAAGAGGAAACAAUAAAAACUGAACGAAAAACAACUUUAAGCAGGACUCCGGCACUGAAGAGCAGAGACUUGGAAAAACCAGCCAUUUAUCAAACUUCCACAGCGAGGAUCGAGAUAUUGAAUAACAAAACCACAAAUAAUGCGAUUACAAAAGAAAACACUAUUGAUACUAUUACUAAAGGUCUAUCCAAAAGAGAUCAAAAAUUAUUCACAGACAUUGUAUCUUCAUCUAACUUUAUCAAAAACGAAAAAAAAUUCAGUAUUCCUCAAAGUAGAGAGCAAGCAGGUAAACCUGACGGCCGUGAAGAUCCUGAAGAAACUCCAGCAGAACUUCCAGCUCUACCUUUAACACCUCCUCCAGCUUUAGAAAAUCAAACUUCAUUUUUACAUCCAGCAACAAAUAAUCCUCCUGUAUUGGAAAAACCUAAAAUCCCUUCAAAACCCUCAACAGUUUUGAUUCGCAAACCUAUUCCAGUCACUCCUACUAGUCAACCAUUGACAACAUUUACUAAAGAACCUUUAGUGAAACAAGACAGCGAUGCAGAUUCCAAAGGCAAACGUAGAGCACCAAUGCCUCCAGAAGAAACUUUGCAACCUACAGCAAUAUUCACUAGAAACUCUGCAGUUUUGACCAACGGAGACUCACCAGUGGUCAGAGAAAAAGAAAAACGGGAGAGAAACGAAAGGGCUAGUUCGUGUACACCAAAAAUAUAUGAAUUGGAUAUUGGUCAUUAUCAGACUCCUGCGCCUACGCCUAGAAAAAGUUUGUCCAUCUCUAGUGAUAAUUUAGUGCCUUCAGAUGACAAACGCAAAUCAAAAGGCCGCUUUUCCCUCAAAAAAUUCCUCAGAAUGGGUUCCAGUAAAGACCUGCCAAGAUUGUCCAUCGACCCUUCAACUAUGGAAGAACCUUUGGCCGUACCAAAACCCAAACCUAGACUAGUGAUUGUCCAUCCUAGUGAACUGAACGGUUCCAAAGUCGAAGUUGUUGCCAAGCCUGAUCAACUCGACAACGCGGUCAUUGAAACAAACGAACGUUCCAGCUUAAAAGCAACCAAACCGCCUCCUCCUCCGAGGAACUACGACAACUGGAAGCCUCCUCUGACAUCGCAGCCACCUCCAAAAAGUAUGGAAAUUCUUAAUAAGCAACUGGCGUUGUCUAGGAGUAACUCAAACUCCAGUACUGCCACUAACAAGUCAAAGACUGAAACUGUUUAUGCUAAUAUUGGAGAAGUUAGAUCAUCAAUAGUGCCUAAUAAACCGGUCAGGACGGCGAGUAUGCGAGAGAGGGAAGCGCAACAACAAAAGCAAAUGCAACAAAAGCGAAGCAGCAACCAUCAUUACGAGCCUAUUGGUAAUGACAGAAUGAAAACCAAUGAAAAUGUUUACGACAGUGUCAACGGCGGUUCAAUAAGUAAUCGGUCUAGUAGUCCUGGAAGUGAUUCUAGCGGGAAAAAUAGUCCGAAGUCGAAAAACGCUAGAUUGAAUAAGAGAUCUGAAAGUUCCAUUGACGUAUCGGGCGAAUAUUUCAAAUACGGAAAUAUUCCGAGAAGUAUGUCGCUGACUUACUGCGGAAGCGAAACGGAAUCGGAAAUCUACGCGCCCUACAGUUUCUAUGGAAGCGAAACGGAAGUCACCGAAGACGAUCACGAUUGGAUCCAGAACGGCCGCACUCACAAGUUGCGUUCCAGAAAAGGCCGCAGCGUCGUCCACAGGAAUUUGGAGGACAACUAUGGCGCCGUUGUGGUGGCAAAUCACGAAGCUUUGGCUCAAGUUUUAGAAAAUAUCCAACAAACUACAUUUAUUCAGCCAGCAUUGAGAGGGCUCAAACUUUGCUCCAACCUACGUUUGAGUGAUUUUUCCAUGAAAACUGGCAACAGUCCUGUAGUAGUUGGUUCAAAAACUUUCCACCAAGCCUUGUGGGGGGCGCAACAUGUCACUUUGAUGUUCAACACCGGCAUAAGUACUUCUAGUACUUUGAAUUUAGGUACUUUCACUUUAAAUUCGGUUACUGAUUUUAGUGACUUGGUUCCAAGUGAAUAUUGUUCCUUAGCAAAAAAACAGAGUCAAGCAACAAUUUCUGUUCUUCCUUGGCUCCAGCUUCACACCAUAGAGUCCUACAGUGACUUCCUCAAAACCAAACCCAACCAAGACGAAAUCUGGCGAGACGGUUUCUUUGUAAUGCUUCAGCUAGUCAACGCCUUGAAAAUGCUUCAAGCGCAAGGUAUCGAAGAGUUACCUCUGAGCCUCAACAGCUUCAUUCUAUCUAGAGAAAUGGAUAGAGAAACUCACCACAGACUGUGCAUAAUGCAAGGCUCGUUGUCCUCGGAAAUCAGCGCUCUAACUUCGCCAGAAGAAAAAUACGGAACUUUAUGCAUGUGUGCGGCCAGAGCUAUCUCUUUGCUACAGCCCAGCUCUAAGACUACGGCUUUGAUACAAUCUUUGCUCAGCAACGAAAGAUCAGUUUCGUUGACGCAAGUCAAAGCGGUGCUGGAGUUUAGUCUUUGGGGACCCUCUGACGUGUCUCUGGGAAGUACCGUUAGAGAGCGCGAACUCACAUUGCAAAGAUGGCUGGAUUUGCAACGAGCCACAGUUCUUCACGGGCUGGUUUGUGCCCGAGUGCAGUUGACAGUUUAUGAAGAGUGUCAUUUGUUGUUCUUAGUGAGGAGCAACGCUAGGAUGAUGAGCGAUGCUUCUAUGUUGAUUGAGUCGAAUAAUUUGAAGUAUUCGCAUUCUAGUAGUAAAGCAUAGAAUGUGCUAUGUAGAAUGACAAUAUUCAGAUUUGGAAAGUGCAAUAAUUGUCAGAGAAUUUUGAACUAUGAACUUUAGUGUGGUUUUUAUUAAGCUAAUAGACUUUCCAAAGUCAAAUAAAUGCCUUGGUGUCUCACAAAUCAACCAAUCACAGCAGUUAUACAUUUGACAAAAUAAUGUUACCUUAAUGAUUGCUAAGUUUAUCAAAUGAAAAAUUUCAUGGCCUAUUAUUGCUUACUAAAUUGAUUUUACUCAUUUAUUGUAAAAUUUUAUAAUUUUUGUAAAUAUUUUUGAAGCAUCUAGCAUUUGAAACUGCCAUUAGUUAUGUUUAUAUUAUUAUUUUUUUUGUAUGUUUUUAUUUAUAUAGAUUUUAAUUGUAUAUUAUAAUAAAUAUUUUUUAAAAUGCUUAAAAUUGAGAUUUGUUGCUGCAAUUCUAAACAAUUUUCAUCAAUUCCCAAUAAAGCUUCGGGAAAUAAAUAAAAUUCUUGUAUCAACAUUUGAUGAUUUUAUUCAAAUCAAUUUCUUUAACAGUCACUAUAAUCUAAUAGCGUUUACAAUAAUUACAAUUAUCUAAAAAAUAACCAACUAAAAAUUGUUUCUUUUUUCAUAAUAAUAAAUUAUGUACAAUUUUCAUCAUGAAUAGGGUUUAUUUUUUUCUACAGGAACAUUCAACACUGUACAGAAAUUUUAAAAUUGUUUUUCUAUUCCCGAAUUUAAUGUUCGAUUUGUACUAAGGAAAUUCAUUAGAAAAAUCAUCAGUAAAUUCGGAAUUUUGGUACUGCAAUUUUGAAUAGUCCUACACUUAAGUUAUAAGACAUAAAUUCAAACAAAUGUAUUUGAAUAUUAAAAAAUCUUUCAAUUUAUAUUCUUUGGAAAAUAAGUCAAUCAACUAUAGAAAAGUUACUGUGCACAAGAAAAAUAUCCUAAAGAGAAACACUUUCUAAGUUCUAAUUGAAUAACAAAACAUAAUAUUAAUUUGAAUUCAUAAUCGUCAAUUUUUCGUUCUAAAAGAGGGGACAAAAGAAAAACAACAAGUAAAAAGGUAAAACUAAAAAAUGAUAAUAUUAAUAAAUAAUGUUGCACCUAGAAAAAUAAUAAAUCUGUCACUAUCGUGUCUUUUAACAUCACAUUUGCUAUCUACGACAUAAAUAAACUAUAAAGUAAAAAGACUUUUUAAUCACAUUUAAAAAAUAAACUGUUUUUUUUUCUUUUUGUUUUUUUUUUUAAGUUAAUUGUGUAAAUGUGUUCAGCUAGGAUUUAUUGUCACCACC
This is a messenger RNA of Ceutorhynchus assimilis (cabbage seed weevil), 4968 nucleotides long. The record is from the annotation of a GenBank genome assembly. NCBI's taxonomy places the organism in Eukaryota, Metazoa, Arthropoda, Insecta, Coleoptera, Curculionidae.